AAUUUUUGUUUUUUGAAAAAAAAUUUUAUUAAAAAAACAAAAGAAAAUUUUAAAUUUAAAAAAGAAAAUAACUUUAAAAUAAUUAAUAAAAACAAGAGAAAUAUUUCUAGAAAUCCCUUCCAAAAAAGGACAAAAGUUGAAUAACUUCUACACGCAUACACACACAUAAACACUUAAUAAUAAGUCCACAAGUAAUACUAUUUGGUCGCCCACUCUACCCAAAAACAAAAAAAAAUAUUUUAUUUUUUUGUUUUUUUUUUCUGAUUACACGCGUGUUAGUUAAUAAUAACCGAAAUUUAGCAAUAACAACAACAACAACAAAAUCUAACAAAAACAAAAGCAAAAGUUCUGCUUUAUACCCUUCCCAUAAACACGGAGGGCUUUCAACGAAACGUCAUCAUUAACAUCAUCAUCAUCAUCACAGCAAAUUAGUGAGAAAGAAAACAAGAGACCUUUUACUCAUUUCCAACAACAAAGAACACAAAAAAAAGAAGAAGAAGAGAUAAACUUGUUCUUUAGCUGUCAAGCAAAAGGAAGAAAAGAAGUGGAAAGGAAACGUUUAAACCUUAAACAAAAUUCAGCGCAAAAUUGAAAAGUCUGACGUAAAUGAACGGUCCAGGCGAUUUAACAGUAACACAUAGUAGUGCCACACCAGACCCAAAGAACUGCAGUUUAGUCUCUAUAAUACCCAUAGUAGGUAUGUCAUCAUGUAGAGGCCGAGCUGAGGCAUUUGCACGCCGUUUAUCCUCCAAGUUGCGCACGUUAGGCACACAGGCUGACGAAGCAGAUCCCUCACAGGAGGAUGAACCAAUCAUAAAUGGCGGUAAUACAAAUACUUGGGUCACCGGUGGUGAUGGCGGAGAACAAACGGUCACAGAUCUACAACCAUUGAGACAUGAGUCGGAUUCGUUUUUUGAUUUCGAUUGUGAACUAGAGAGUCCCGGCAGUCCGGUUGAUGAAUGUGAAUAUUUAAGACUUAUAGAAUCUACUUCUAAUACACCACACAACUCGGCUGCAGAAUCAGGUUAUGCUUGUGCCUCGGCAGCCAGUUCACAUAGUUCCUCAGAUGGUCCCUAUUUUGAUGUUAAUUCCGAAAAUGAAGCCUGCAUGAGUCAUCUACAUCCACACCAGCUACAGACCUCAAAUCAUAUAUGUCAACCACAUCAUCAGGCGUCUAAAGAUGAGGUGGAUUGUACAUCGUCCACUUCAACGUCCAAACAAAUGACCGAAACGGGUCAAUGCAAUGGUUAUAAUAGUCAUCAUGAAGAUUUAACACAAACACUGCCCAGCGAAGGACCCGAUAUUGACAGGGCCAAAGAGCAGGAGGAAACUUUACACAUGGAAAGCUCUAAACAAAUCGAUAUAAGCCAAAGUGUACAGGCGCAAAUCCUAAGGGAAUUGCAUCAACAAUCAUUGGAUUACAAAGACGAAGAGGAGGAUAAUAACAAAAAGAAUUUGCAGGAGCAGGAUACGAACAUAACAGAGGAUACAACUAAGGUAACAGAAACGGAAACGACAGCAACUAAGGAAGAGGAAUUAAAACCGGAGCAGGAAUUGAAACAAGUUGUACACAUUAUAAAUGGUCAUGGCGAGAAUGGUGAAGAUGUUUUAAAGGUAGAAGUUGAAGAAGUUAUACCAGCAGCGGAACGAAAAGAUGAAAAGGAAGAAGAAGUUAAAAAACAGGAAAAUGACUCGAAUGAAAAUGUACCCUCCAUAACAAAAGACUCUAAACAGGAACUUGAAGUACCUAUGCAAACAGAAACUGAAAAAACCAAAACUUCUCAUUUACACAUGGACACCACCGACGAUGAAGAUGACUGUCGACCCCAGAGAAUAAGACGUUGUUCGUCUUUGAAAACUGGCAAAACUCCACCGGGUACACCGGGACGCAAAAAGAUUGUACGUUUUGCUGAUGUCUUGGGUUUGGAUUUGGCCGAUGUUAAGACGUUCCUCGAUGAAAUACCCACCAUACCCAAAUCAGCCUAUGAAGACUUAGAGAUUUUGGAAUCGGAACCGCCCUUACAAUUGGGACCCAAAUCCGAUAAAAUACUUAUGCCCCUAUUCCAACAGCCCGGCGGUUUACCCAACUAUUUGGAUAUUGUACGCGAAAAGUUAGUUUCACUGGAAAAUGCCGCCGUUACCGAUAAUAUUAAUCACACCAUAACCGGUAGUGUACGGGUAAGAAAUUUGGAUUUCCAUAAAUCCGUACACAUACGUUAUACAUUAGAUGGCUGGCGUAGUUUUGCUGAUUUGCAGGCAAAUUAUGUGGAAAACUCUUGUGACGGCUUUUCGGAUAAAUUCUCUUUUAUUUUGUUCGGCAAUUCGUUGCACAUUGGUCAGCGUCUAGAAUUCGCGGUGCGUUUUCAAUGUAAGGGUCAACAAUAUUGGGAUAAUAAUUAUGGUUCCAACUACUGUUUCCAGUGUUUGCCCGCAUCGGCGCCCGUCAUAAAUCCCAUUUCAACAAUGCUUCCAUCACAUCAUAGCAAUAAUAUGGUCGCUCUAUUAAGUCCUACUGUGGGUGAAACCUGGUGUACUUCGUUUUAUUGAGCUCUCGUUACACACACGAAGAGUGCAGUGAAACGUUAAGUUUAAAAUUUAAAACAAAUGCUAAUAUUAAGAAUUAAGCGAAAGUAAUUAAAUUAAAGAAACAAAAACAAAAAGAAACAACAAUUUAUAGAAUCUAUAGAAAUUAAUUGUUAACAUGAUUAUGUUGUAUGUGUAUAUAUAUAGAAAAAAAUAUAUAUAUAUAUAGGAUUACCAGAUUACACUUAAGAAUAAUAAUACAGAUUAAGAGAAAUUGUUUAAAAUAUUUUUAAAGUUUAUGAUUUGCGGGCAAAUUUAAAGUUUGAUCAUGAUCAUGGAAUAGUUUAAGAGAAAGUUUAAAGCUUUACGUGCUGUUCGAAAAGAUUGAGUUAUAUACGAAAGAGCUUAAGUCUUCUCUUAACUUGAUAUUUCAAAAGUAGUUUAAACAACAAAAUUUUGAUCAAUACAAACGUGAGAUCAGUUAUAACGUUAGAUCAGUUCAAACGUAAGAUCAACUCAAACUUUAGAUCAGUUCUAAUGCUAAAUCAGUUUAAAUGUUGUAUCAGUUUCAACCAGAUUAGUUUAAACGUUAGAUCAGUUCGAAAAUUUACUAAAUUUUCAACAUAAAUAUCAAAAGUUAAAAUAUUGUGAUUACUAACUGAUCUUUAAGUUUAAAUCGUGUUCUUAAUUAAUCGAAUGUUCAAACGUAAGAUCAAGUCAAACUUUAGAUCAGUUCAAAUGCUAGAUCAGUUUAAAAUGUUGUAUCAGUUUGAACCAGAUUAGUUUAAACGUUAGAUCAAUUCGAAAAUUUACUAAAUUUUCAACAUAAAGAUCAAAAGUUAAAAUAUUGUGAUUACUAACUGAUCUUUAAGUUUAAAGCAUGUUCUUAUUUUAAUCGAAUGUUUUCGAAAAUUCGAUCAGUUUAAACGUUAAAAUUUUACUAAAUAUUGUUUAAAGAUAGAGUCAAUAUUCAACAUAAACAUCAAACGUUAAAAUAUUGUGAUUAAUAACUGAUCUUUAAGUUUAAAUCAUGUUCUUAAUUAAUCGAAUGUUUUACAAUUCAUAUUACUACAGUUUAAAACUGCACCUUAGUAAAGGAGUAACAGUAUAAAAGAGAAACUAUUCAAACCACUUGUGUAUUAAGUUUAGACAAGGGAUACCAGCUGAUCCACAAAGAAAACAACACUGAACACGAUCACCUUCCCUUUAUAACUUGCUUUAACCAUUAUAGUAUAAAAUGUCAUUAAACAUGAUCAAUAAAUGAUCUUUUGUUACAAAAAAACUGCUUUAACCCAAGAUACUUGUACCUACAACUAUAGGCAAGAUCACAGCUGAUCUAUAGAAUAUAAAAAAGGAAUGUAAUUCUCCCCUAAAUACGAUUAUUUUUCGUUAAUAUUCGUUUAAUCAUUAAUAUGAUCAUCUUCUUCUUUUCUCCAACUUGCUUUAACAAUUUAUUGUUUAAGAAAGUUUAAACAUUAUCUGGAGAUGAUCUAUUCUAGUCUAAAAACGAUCUCCUUCCUUUAAUAACUUAUUUUAAACGUUAACCGAUCAAGAAAGUUUAUAAUGUUAUAACACAUGAUCUAGAAGUUUAAACCUUAUCUGUAGAUGAUCAAUCACCUUCCUUAACCAACAAAUUUUAAACGAAAAUUGAUCAAGAAAAGUUAUGUUCUGAUCAUUAGUUACUUAAACUGAAAAGUUUAACUGAAGGCUCUUGUAUAAGAGAGUUGUAGGCAAGUUUCCUGUUCUCUCUCUCUCUCUCUCUUUCAAAUGAUCACCUUACGCUAAAAACCUAAUUGUUUAAGGAAGUUUAAACUUUAUCAAAGGAUUAUCUUCUACUUUGAUUAACUAAGAUGAUUUGAAAAGCACUCUACAUGAUCUAAAGGGAUCACCUUCGUUAAAUACUUUGAUUUAAACACUCAUUAACUGAAUUUUAAACUAUUGUUAAACUUUCUCAAGACCUAAUCAGUGCUGAUCAGUGCAGAUUGUUAGUAACAUGAUCAAACAAUCGUUUAAUACCUUAGUUUAACCAAUCUUUACUGAUCUUCAAACUUAGUUUUACACGAAUGUUUUACAGUUUUAGAAAAGCUUACCGCUGAUCUUCUUGGGAAAUUAAGAGAAAAUUACGUUUCUCUGUAUAUGAUCAGUAAGUUUAAAGUGUUAUUAGAUGUAAUCAAGAGAUGAUUUAUAGAUCUAAUCCCAAAGGUUUAGAUCCAUCAUCAACUUUUUUUAAACUGAUCACUGCAGAUACUUUGUAUCUUUUCUAAACAAGAUCGAUCUUAAAUUUAAAAUAUAUUUCUUGAUCUAAUCCCAAAUGUUAAGAUCCAUCUUCGGGAGAAAAUGUGAUUUUGUCCUUACGUUUUGUAACAGAUCAUAAUAUUGAUCAUUUUAGUUUCUAAGAUGAUCCAACUAUGUUCUUUAGAUUGUUCGUUUAUCUGUCCAACUGUCUGUCCGUCUUUCUGCCUUUUGAGUUCUCUGAAAUCAGAAGACUCUAGUAUAAUUGGGUAACAGACCGCGCCCAAGUUUACAUUUUGAACACUGGGAAAUGUUAAAAUCUAAUGGCACUAUGUUUAAUCUUAAGUUUACUACAAAAGUUAAGUGAUAUUUAUUGAUCUAAUCCCAAAUGUGUUUUUGUCUGUACGUUUUGUAACAGAUCAAAAUAUUGAUCUUUUUAGAUUUUAAGAUGAUCCGACUAUGUUCUUCCGUUUAUCUGUCCAACUGUCUGUCUGUCUGUCCGUCUUUCUAAUGAGUUCUAAAUGGUUGACUUCUCUAAAAUCAGAAGACUCUAUUAUAAUUGGGUUACAGACCCGGCCCAAGUUUACAUUUUGAACACACUAAUCUUAAGUUUAUUUCAAAAGUUAAAAGAUAUUUCUUGAUCUAAUCCCAAAUGUUUAGACCCAUCGUCGUGAGAAAAUGUGAUUUUGUCCUUACGUUUUGUAACAUAUCAUAAUAUUGAUCAUUUUAGUUUCUAAGAUGAUCCAACUAUCUUCUUCCCUUUGUCUGUUUAUUUGUCCAACUGUCUGUCCGUCUUUCUGCCUUUUGUGUUCUAAAUGGUUAAGUUCUCUGAAAUCGGAAGACUCUAGUAUAAUUGGGUCACAGACCCGGCCCAAGUUUACAUUUUGAACACUGGGUAAUGUUACAAACUAACGGCACUAUGUUAAAUCUUAGGUCUAUUAAAUAGUAAAGUGAAAUUUCUCUAUUAAAAACUUUAAAAAUGUAAUGCUAUGUAUACACUGUCAUUAGAGCUGACAACGUUGGCAGUAAAAUAAGCAGAAAAUAUCUAAUAAUACUGUCAACUUACAUAUUUUGUCUUGCAAUAUGUUAGGUAAUGCUUUUUCUGACAAAGUUGCAAAAGAAAUUUGGAUAUUUUUCUGAAAAUUUUACUGACAACGUUGUAAGAUCUGACAAACGUGUUUAACGGCUUUAAUGAAUGCAAGACCUCAACAUUUUGAAUAAAUCUUCUAUUCUGGUGUAAUCUUGUGCCUAUAUAUAAGUUUAUGGUUAUAAUUGCAGCCUUUUCUUUAUUGUUAAUGAAAUGACAAGAAAAUAACAACAAAAAUAAACAUUCAUAUCGAAAUAUUUUAAAUAUUUAUUUUUUUAUAAACACCAUUUUGUAUUGUUGAUUUUUCUAUUUACAAUUAUCUAUUUAUACAAAUUUUUUUAACAAA
Molecule: messenger RNA, 6188 nt
Organism: Lucilia cuprina (Australian sheep blowfly)
Lineage: Eukaryota; Metazoa; Arthropoda; Insecta; Diptera; Calliphoridae
Gene: Gbs-76A
Product: glycogen-binding subunit 76A
Exons: 3
Coding region: 607-2547 (646 amino acids)
Biological process (GO): regulation of glycogen biosynthetic process
Cellular component (GO): protein phosphatase type 1 complex
Molecular function (GO): protein phosphatase 1 binding; glycogen binding
Source: RefSeq, a predicted model, not a curated record